Fopius arisanus is the source of this 1074-nucleotide messenger RNA. Its product is annotated as cytochrome P450 4g15-like. Gene Ontology annotation, molecular function: monooxygenase activity; oxidoreductase activity, acting on paired donors, with incorporation or reduction of molecular oxygen; iron ion binding. The transcript is spliced from 8 exons. Lineage: Eukaryota; Metazoa; Arthropoda; Insecta; Hymenoptera; Braconidae. The record is from RefSeq and is a predicted model, not a curated record. The coding region runs from base 77 to 988 and encodes 303 amino acids.
GCAAAAUUUCAAUGAUCCGUAGAAGGAUGAACGAUCCUUAGUGCAUCGGUAAAGCAAUUAUUUUGGUGUAGCAAAAAUGAGGUGGACAUUUCUGACGACUGGCUCUGGCAUUUCCAUGUUGAAUUCAUUGUGGAUGGCUUACCUCCUGGGUACUAUCGCAGUAUUAUGGGUCAUUCGAUAUCGGAAGGAAAUCCAGGAAUACAUCAUCUUUCGGAAGGAAAUUCUAAAAUGCUCGGCUUCACUACGCGGACCCCCUGGAAUUCCACUGGUCGGAAAUGCACACCAAUUUGCCGACACUGGUAAAACGAUUUUUACCCUCGCGAAAAUGAGCCAAGAUAUCAAUGUUGGGACUUUCAAAAUUUGGCUGGGACCGAUAAUGAAAGUUAUCGUUACUGAUCCGAGGGAUUUUGAGAUUAUAAUGGGAAGUGCGAAGGCAGCUGAAAAGGAUACCGUCUACGAUUUCAUGAAGCCGGCAGUUAUCAAUAGUCUCAUAAAUGGGGGAGGGCCAGUCUAUCGAGCACACAAGAAGCUUGUGGUACCCCUCAUAAAUGGGGGUAAUUUAAUAACAGAACACAUCAAGCAAUUCAAUUAUCAAACCAAAAUUAUGAUAAAGAAAAUGGCGGAUAAGGUCGGAACUGGGGAAUUCGAUGUUCAUCAUGCAAUUGUUCCAUGUGUAGCAGACAUUGUGUUCGAAACAAUGUUCGGAGUUCCUGGGAAAGCUCAGAAUGGGGAACACAAUAUUCUGGUCGAGGGGACUGAAACGUACUCAAAAGGAAGACAUCCCUGGGCAUUCCUCCCAUUUAGCGGUGGGCUUCGUAGUUGUCCAGGAUCAAAAUAUGGUAUGAUCUGCAUCAAAGUCAUAAUUGCUCAGAUGGUUCGGCAUUAUCAACUGGAAACAACUCUGAAAUACGAAACUCUCAACAUUCAUGCCCACAUAUCCACUCGCUCCAUAGACGGAUACCCCAUAAGUUUGAAGAAGAUCAAUUAAUCCAAUUAAUUGAAAAAAUACGUCAUUGAAAUUACACUUUCUCAUUUUCCUGCAGUGCCAAACUGUAAUAUAUUUAAACAAUAAAU